Funneliformis caledonium is the source of this 161-nucleotide messenger RNA. NCBI's taxonomy places the organism in Eukaryota, Fungi, Glomeromycota, Glomeromycetes, Glomerales, Glomeraceae. The record is from the annotation of a GenBank genome assembly.
AUGCUAGAUGUGGUUAAUUCCUUUCUUGCUCCUAAGGAAUGGUAUUUUUUGCCACCUAUAAAGACUGAAUUUAGACAUGAUACUGGUGGAUUUAACCGUAAUUCAUUUUCUCCAAAUUCUCGUAUAGUGGCUUCCACAUUUCUUUCAAUAUAUCUUAAAAG